Molecule: messenger RNA, 1221 nt
Organism: Columba livia (rock pigeon)
Lineage: Eukaryota; Metazoa; Chordata; Aves; Columbiformes; Columbidae
Gene: TM4SF1
Product: transmembrane 4 L six family member 1
Exons: 5
Coding region: 88-699 (203 amino acids)
Cellular component (GO): membrane
Source: RefSeq, a predicted model, not a curated record
AAUAAAGGCUGAUCUUCUUUUGAGUGUGGACAGGAGUGGGACAGGUUGGGUGGGACUCGCGGAAGAGGGGUUUGUAAAGCCGAGGACAUGUGUUUCGGAAGGCGCGCUAGGUGUAUCGGUUAUAAGUUGCUGGUCCUUGCCUUGCUCAGCAUCGUGGCCAACGUUUUGCUUUAUUUUCCCAAUGGUGAAACAAGAUUUGCUUCAGAGCAUCAUCUCGGCAAAUACGUGGAGUGCCUUCAUGGCAUUCUGGGUGGAGGCAUUUUGGUCCUCGUCCCCGCCGCCGUGUUCAUCGGGCUGCACAGCGGCGACGGCUGCGGGUGCUGCGGCCACGAGAGCUGCGGGAAGGGCUGCGCGAUGCUCUCCUCGGUUCUGGCAGCCUUCGUGGGGAUCCUUGGCUCUGGAUACUGUGUGAUCAUUUCAGCGCUGGGCUUGUCUCAUGGACCGUAUUGUUUUACUCACCUAGAAAGAAACUGGGUCUACCCUUUCGCCGGGUCCUCUGGAGGGUACUUGUUUGAGUAUAACAAGUGGUCUGAAUGCCAAGAGCCUCAGAACAUCGUGCAGUGGAACGUCACCCUCUUUUCCAUCCUGCUUGUCGUGGGUGGAAUAGAGUUCAUUCUGUGCUUCAUCCAGAUCAUCAACAGCAUCGUCGGAGGGCUGUGUGGGCUGUGCUGCAGUCACGAGGAGACAUAUGUUUGCUAGAAACCUGACACUGUUGGCGUCCGUGCAUGCGUGUGGUGUUUUGAGACUUCUGUGGUUUGGUUUGGUUUUUAUAUUGCAUGCAUACUCAAAUGCGGAUUGUUUGUUGUCGAACUGUUUUGCUGCCAUCGGUGUAGCUGACGUGGGGCCAGCCUGUGCUCUUGGAGUCACAUGCAGCUUUCCUCUGAUCCACCUGUGUCUGUUCUUUGGUUCGUUUCCUCUUAGUACAGGCAACUGCCUGAACAUCCUGAACAUCUCACUAAAGAUGCUUUUUAUUUUCCCGUCUACUGACAGAACAGCCUCGUACUUUAUGCUGUUUUCCCAGUAAAGUUGCACUUUCAUUGUGAUGUUGGAAUUAACAGACACCCAAUGUAGUUUGGCCUGGGUAUAAAUGGAAACUCAGCUGGAGCAAAACCAGAGCACCGGUAAAAUGGGUGUGAUUGUGGCAGAUACAUGCACUUCACCUCUUCAGGAUUUUUCUGAACUUCUGCUGUAUUUCACAAAUAAAGAUUUGUAUUAAAAAUA